Messenger RNA from Cynoglossus semilaevis (tongue sole), 892 nucleotides. It is a transcript of the gene lyset, whose product is annotated as transmembrane protein 251. Bases 135 to 509 code for a protein of 124 amino acids. Lineage: Eukaryota; Metazoa; Chordata; Actinopteri; Pleuronectiformes; Cynoglossidae. The record is from RefSeq and is a predicted model, not a curated record. The transcript is spliced from 2 exons.
UCCUGUUUGUUAUUUUCGAGUCACAUGACAAUCCAGCAGAACGACACUUCCGGGCUUAACGAUACUUCCGGGAUAAGCCUAAAGUCUGAAGCUAAACUUGAUGGAAACGAAUUUGCGUCAAGGAAGUAUGGAGGAUGAUGAACUUCAGACAGAGGAUGGGCUGGGUGGGCGUGGCCCUCUAUCUGCUGCUCAGUGCCAUGGCUGUCUACUACAUUUUUGAGGUGAACACACUCAAUUUCGAACGUGUACAGAGAGGCGUGAUUGGCUUGUCUGCUGCACCACCCGCUGCCUCAUGGUCUCCACUGCUGUCACUUCCUGUGUGGAUGUGGGCAUCUGUCUUCUUGCUGCCGUACCUGCAGCUCUUCCUGUUCCUGUUUUCCUGUACCAGGGCAGAUCCUCGUGCGGUGGGCUACUGUGUUCUUCCUGUCUGCAUUGCUCUGCUGUGCACUCGUCGCUACCCCACUCGCACAAUGUCCAAUCAAAGGCCAGGCUCUGUGAUUGACACAUAGGAGCAGCUGCUGUGAUGUCACUUCCGGACCUUGAGUAUUGUUGGACAUCAGAGACAGUGCUGAGCCACGAUAACCUGGUAAAAAGUACUACAUUAUCAUGAAAGCCAUGGCUUUGGGCCUGGACCAGCAGGGGGAGUGUGGAGAUAUGCACCAGAGACAGUGGCUGCUCUAAAGAUCCAGGAGAGGGUGACUGCUGCAUUUGCCACAGUGUGGUCUAUUAGGAGCAGAACUUUAGGUGAACUUUAACUUUUAUGUGACUCUUCACACUGUCACAUCACACAAAGUAGUUAAAACAACCACCUUAAGUCACAAUAAAACAUUUACAUUGAGUUUUGAACAUAUUUAUUUUACUGCUGUUUGAAAAAAUAAACGUCAACUUCUAA